AUGACUGGACAUUUCUCAAGUUUGAAUAAGUAUAUUGUUGACUUAAAGGUAGUGCAAUGUGAGCGUGACGAAGAAGUUGUACGAGCUGUUACCGAAGAAAAGCCACGUACGAUGCUUCAGCCACGCACAAACGUGCAUUUUCUUAAAGUUUGUAGGAUGCCUGUUUUAAACUUGGACACCAACAUCACGGGACCCAAUCAGUUCAGAUGGCUUAGUGAGCGCGUGAAGUAG
This is a messenger RNA of Ambispora gerdemannii, 231 nucleotides long. The record is from the annotation of a GenBank genome assembly. NCBI's taxonomy places the organism in Eukaryota, Fungi, Glomeromycota, Glomeromycetes, Archaeosporales, Ambisporaceae.